AUGUUCUGCUGUUUCCAGGCUUCUGAUGAUGACUCUGGCCACCAAAGAGCCAAGAGGUGUGUCCUAGGCCACCUUUGGAGACGUUGGAGAAAAAGGAAGCUGAGUAAGUCCCCCAGGUUCAAUACUAGAAGCCCCGACUACCUGGAAAACUUUAUAUCUUGUAUUCCAACUGCAAUUAAGAACCAGGACAUCCUUGAGAUAUAUGUAUUUUUGGCUGUCUACCCAAAGUUUGCCACCACCUGGGAGGUGCUGGACCUGAUAAUGGAAAUGUAUGGAUCUUUCCAGCCUGACUGUGUGGAGGAUCAAGAAACAAAGACUGCCAUAUUCAGCUUUCUCUCCAUGUGGGUCCACACACACCCCCAGGACUUCUGUGAUUAUCCCGACGUGGCCACAGUGAAGCGGCUGGUGGACUACAUAAGGCUCAAUGUGCCUUCCUCAGAUGUCACUAUCCAAACUGAGGAGCUCCUAUCAGUGCUGGAGGAGCAGGAAUUCGAAAAGGAUGAGGAGGCCUCGGAUUGUGGCCUCUUCAGGGAAGGAACUCCAGAAGAUCCAGUGCUGGAUAUCUCAGGGAUGGAAGAGACUCUGUCUCUGAGAGAAGCUUCGGUGGAAGGGCCACAGGGAGAUCUGAAACCCCAAGAUGACACUAAACUCAUAGACCUGGAAGAUGGGGAACCAGAUGUGGCAGAAGUUGAACCAGUGCAGCUUCUGUUUUCAGACCAGCCUCUGCCCACAUCAGCUGAUGCAGAGAAACCUCUAGAUGUGGCUGCCUAUGUUCCAGCUGUCGAGCAGAUAUUUGUACUUGGUGUUGUGCAGUUAGGUGACCCAGAGCCCUUUUUCCCUCUGCCUGAAGUUGACAUAUAG
Cricetulus griseus (Chinese hamster) is the source of this 861-nucleotide messenger RNA. The record is from RefSeq and is a predicted model, not a curated record. NCBI's taxonomy places the organism in Eukaryota, Metazoa, Chordata, Mammalia, Rodentia, Cricetidae.